CAUCUAUCCACUGAAGGCCGCGCCAUGUCUCUGAUUGCAAGCAUACAAUCCCCUUCGAAUCGGAUCGUUACGGGCACAAUCGGUGCCGGUCUGCUAGCAUCGCUCCUAGGCUGGUGUUAUCGAGAUUACCAGAACUUUCUCGCUCUGGGACCGGGAGGUCUCCCGUACAAUUUGAAAGGUUGGGCCAUCGUCACACUGUUUAUUAGGCCAUUUGCUAUGAGCAAGUUCAAAGCAACAUCCGUCGACGACUACCCGGAAAGUGGAGCCGCGGAUAUCGUCAAACAGCUCUCUGUCCGUCGCGGAGAGCGCGCUACAUUGGGGGGUAUAGCACCUCAUCGCCAGCUGUCACAGUAUGCUCCCGAGCAUAUGAGAGUGCAUAUGCAAAACCUGUUCAACAACGUUGUUGAUCAAUACCCGGAGCUUUUGGAGAUGAAAAAGUCCUUGUACGAACGCCACCACGAUGCGCUCUUUGUGUCCCCAAACCUGCUGCAAAGCCCAGAUUCGCCGGUUCCGGCAACCGCGCGGCUGGCCCACGGCGAGAUAGGGCACAUGCACACCGACCUCUCCGUCCACCUUUACCUAUCCCCAGCCGACGCACGCCAGAUUAUCCAAAAGAAGUGGGGGGAACGCCACAGGCUGUCGGUCCCCAAAACAUCCUGGUUUAAAAACAUGUUUGGCGUCGCUGACACUUACCUCAUGAUUUAUGGCCCGAGGGAUGAGGAGGAGAUGGAGGUCUUCAAGGUAAUACUCGCGAGGAGCAUUUCUUUUAUGACUGGAAAGGAGAUAUCUGAGGAUCUCUAA
Molecule: messenger RNA, 801 nt
Organism: Pyricularia pennisetigena
Lineage: Eukaryota; Fungi; Ascomycota; Sordariomycetes; Magnaporthales; Pyriculariaceae
Exons: 2
Source: RefSeq, a predicted model, not a curated record